Molecule: messenger RNA, 1019 nt
Organism: Herpailurus yagouaroundi (jaguarundi)
Lineage: Eukaryota; Metazoa; Chordata; Mammalia; Carnivora; Felidae
Product: coagulation factor IX
Exons: 2
Biological process (GO): proteolysis
Molecular function (GO): serine-type endopeptidase activity
Source: RefSeq, a predicted model, not a curated record
UAUUUUGUUCUAGAUCAAGCACGUCAUGUAGUGAGUUUCACAAUUUUGUUUCCACAGGUCCUUUUGAAAGGGAAAAUUGAUGCGUUCUGUGGAGGCUCCAUCAUCAAUGAAAAAUGGGUGGUAACUGCAGCCCACUGUAUUAAUCCGGAUGUUGAAAUUAUUGUCGUUGCAGGUGAACAUAACACCGAGGAGACGGAACAUACAGAGCAAAAGCGAAACGUGAUUCGCACUAUUCUUCACCACAGCUACAAUGCAUCUGUUAAUAAGUACAGCCAUGACAUUGCCCUUCUGGAACUGGACGAGCCCUUAACGCUAAACAGCUACGUAACACCUAUUUGCGUUGCUGACAGGGAAUACACGAACACCUUCCUCAAAUUUGGAUAUGGCUACGUGAGUGGCUGGGGGAAAGUCUUCAACAGAGGGCGACCGGCUACAAUUCUUCAGUACCUUAAAGUCCCCCUUGUUGACCGAGCCACAUGCCUUAGGUCCACCAAGUUCACCAUCUAUAAUAACAUGUUCUGUGCUGGCUUCCAUGAGGGAGGUAAAGAUUCGUGCCAGGGAGAUAGCGGGGGACCCCAUGUUACCGAAGUGGAAGGCAUUAAUUUCUUAACUGGAAUUAUUAGCUGGGGUGAAGAGUGUGCAAUGAAAGGAAAAUAUGGAAUAUAUACCAAGGUGUCCCGGUAUGUCAACUGGAUUAAAGAAAAGACAAAACUCACUUAAAGUAAAAUGUAUUUCCAAGGUUGACAUAUUGGGGGUUGAAAAUGGUCAGGGUCCUUUACUAACGAAUCACUUUCCUAUCUCUUUAGAUUUGACUAUAUACAUUCUAUGACUACUGCUCUCUCUCUUUAUGGGGAGAAAUCUAUCUAGAAUUCCUAUUUUACUGGAGUAAGUCAAUUAGAAAAUGUAAUCACUAGGGGGACCUGGGCGGCUCAGUCGGUUAAGCCUCCGACUCCGGCUCAGGUCAUGAUCUCAUGGUUCACAAGUUCAAGACCUGUGUUGGGCUGCAUGCUGACAGCUCA